AUGAACAUCACAGCAAAAAAGUAUACCGCAUCCCUAUACAACUCAAUUCGUUUCUACUCGAAGAGAUCAACACUGCCCAGGAAAAGAAGCUACUACCUGGUUGCUGGCACGGGCACUCUGUUUUGCGCAGGCGGAUUUACCUGGUAUGAAUCUGACUCCCAAGCUCGCCAUGUUACACUUGCUGUCAAGCGCAUGAGUGUUGCAACAAAAGUCGGCAUCAGCGUUGCCGUUGAUUACAAAAAGACACAGGCAAGGAAAUACAGCAACGAAGAGGAGCAAUUGAAUGCCAAAAGCCAGUGUCAUCAGCGCUGUGCAGAGAAAGUGCUUGCAGGUCUGCAGAAACUAGGAGGCAUCUACGUCAAAUUAGGCCAACAUGUAUCUGCAAUGACGUAUAUUCUACCCAUCGAAUGGACAACGACAUUAUCCGCUUUGCAAGAUCGCUGUGACCCGACAUCUGAGGAGGACAUCCGUAAGCUCUUUUUGACAGAUUACGGUGUGCCUCUGGAUCAAGUCUUUGAAGAAUUUGAUUGGAAGCCGCUCGGCGUGGCUUCUCUAGCCCAGGUACACAAGGCUCGACUUCGCAAAGAACACACAGGUCAAGGCGAUUGGGUCGCUGUCAAAUUUCAGCACCCUCGACUGGACGAAUUUUGUCGCAUUGAUUUGAAAACAGUGUCAUUCAUCAUUGACACCAUCAAACGCAUGUUUCCUGAUUUUGGCUUUGAAUGGAUAUUACAGGAGAUGCAAGAGUCAUUACCUCAAGAAAUGAACUUUGAGCAUGAAGCUGGCAACUCGUACAAAUUGAAAGAGAAUUUUGCAUACGAACGAAAGCAUCGCAAGACAGCAUUGGUGGUCCCAGAGGUGAUCUGGGCCAAGAGAAGAAUUCUGUGCAUGGAAUUCAUUGAAGGUGCUCGUAUUGAUGAUAUGGAUUUCAUGAAGGAACACGGCAUUGAUCCCAGUCUAGUUUCGACAGAAAUCACUGAGAUCUUCUCGAAAAUGAUGUUUUUGGAUGGAUUCGUGCACUGUGAUCCACAUCCAGGCAAUAUCUUGAUUCGACCUGCAAAGAAUCCCAAAUCAAGAUUCAAGUUUGAUGUUGUUUUGCUGGAUCAUGGCCUCUACCGUACAUUGACAGAGCAACUAAGAACUGAUUAUGCUUAUUUGUGGACAUCACUGAUUCGAGGAGAUGAGGAAGGCAUAAGGAAGUACUCUCUGCGGGUAGGUUGUCGUCCUGAAUCCCACCGCUUGUUUGCUUCUCUGCUUACAGGUCGUGAAUGGUCUACUAUUUCCACAGCAAAUCUAUCCAGUGAUAGAGACAGAACUGAGAUCAGUCGUGUUUCUAGCCGUGCCAAGGGAUUCAUCACAAGAAUUUACGAUAUUCUGGAAACAUUGCCCCGCAUUGUGCUUUUAUUGCUCAAAACAAGUGAUUUACUGAGAGGACUAGACGAGACAUUGAGACAAUCUGGCGACAAAUACAUGACAUAUGCCUUGAUGGGUAGAUUUUGUGCUGAAGCUGUUUGGAUAGAUGCAAAGCAACAUUUAAUCAGACGCAUCAAGGAGUCAUCAAGCAUCACUGCAAGUUUAGGAUUGAUCAAGAGCCUAUUCAAGGCCUGGUGGGAAUACCAAACUUUGGAAUGUAGCUUAUGGUAUUAUCAAUUGCAAUCAAAUACUCGCGCUAGAUGGUCCUUGAUUUGGAAUCAUGGUAUGAUGAAAUCAAAUAGAGACAAGAAGGAGGAUCAAAAAUUGAAAUAUGCCGAUGCUGCUGCUGUGAUGGCAUCCGCUACAUAA
Messenger RNA from Mucor velutinosus, 1782 nucleotides. RefSeq names its product Enhancer of polycomb-like protein 1. The record is from RefSeq and is a predicted model, not a curated record. NCBI's taxonomy places the organism in Eukaryota, Fungi, Mucoromycota, Mucoromycetes, Mucorales, Mucoraceae. Bases 1 to 1782 code for a protein of 593 amino acids. The transcript has 2 exons.